This is a messenger RNA of Biomphalaria glabrata, 8482 nucleotides long. RefSeq names its product ankyrin repeat and KH domain-containing protein 1-like. Gene Ontology annotation, cellular component: cytoplasm. Gene Ontology annotation, molecular function: protein binding; RNA binding. Gene Ontology annotation, biological process: innate immune response. NCBI's taxonomy places the organism in Eukaryota, Metazoa, Mollusca, Gastropoda, Planorbidae. The transcript has 39 exons. The coding region runs from base 144 to 8090 and encodes 2648 amino acids. The record is from RefSeq and is a predicted model, not a curated record.
GCAAUUUUCCUUUCCAUAAUGUAUUUUGUUAAUGGCGGUCAAGGUGGUUAUAUGAUUAGUGAUGAAAAUAAUAAUGAUUUGCCAUCUGUGUUUUUGAUUAUUGUCUUGUAAUGUAAACGGAUUGUAUUGUUUAUGUCAUAAAAAUGGAAGAUAUAAAUGACGAAUGUGGUAAGAAGGAGCUUAAGACCAUAGAAAUCGGUCAAUCAAACAAUGAAUCAACCUCCGCACCUCCUCCGUCUGCAGGAAAAACUGCUCCAGAAUCACAUGCCAAUUUCGGACAUGAUACGUCUGGGGAUGAUGAAGAUGAAGCUUCGGAGGUAGAUUCUUUCAUUUUAGAUGAAAAUGACUUGGAAGGUGAACAGGGACUGGAGGCUUCCAAGUUUCUUUUGGCAGCUGAGUCCGAGGGUCAAGGCAUCCAAACUGUAGAUCCCCAAACUCAAGCUAGAUUAGAAGCAUUACUUGAAGCAGCUGGUAUAAGUAAGUUGUCUUCCAAAGAUGGUAAAGCACUGUCUGAUCCUGAAGUCUUGAGAACAUUAACAUCCUCUGUUAGUAGUGCCCUGGAUGAAGCAGCUCAGGCUUUACAUCGCAUGAGAGACUCUCAGGGGCAGCUAGUGUCAGCUGAUGGAAUGCAGUUAGAUGCUUCUGGAGAAAAUGAUUCGUUGGUGCAUCGUUCCAACUCUGGCAACGCUGCUGAUGCCACUGAAGAAGGAGAAAGUCUUCUGUCUUUGGCAUGCUCAGCUGGUUACUAUGAAUUAGCACAGGUUUUGUUAGCGAUGAAAGCCAAUGUUGAAGAUAGAGGAAUCAAAGGAGAUUGUACUCCACUCAUGGAGGCAGCAAGUGGUGGCCAUGUUGAUAUUGUUAGGCUUUUGCUACUUCACAAUGCAGAUAUUAAUGCCCAGUCCUCAGCAGGUAAUACACCACUUCACUAUGGUGCUUGUGGUGGCUUCAAGGAAGUGGUGCAGGAACUGCUCUUGAAUGGAGCCAAUGUGGAGAUACACAAUGAGAAUGGACAUACUCCCCUCAUGGAAGCAGCCUCUGCAGGUCAUGUGGAAGUAGCUAAAAUAUUGUUAGAUCAUGGAGCUGGGAUUAAUACUCACUCCAAUGAGUUUAAAGAGAGUGCACUAACAUUGGCCUGCUACAAAGGUCACCUUGAAAUGGUGAAGUUUCUCCUUGAAGCUGGUGCUGACCAAGAGCAUAAGACUGAUGAGAUGCACACUGCACUUAUGGAAGCUUCAAUGGAUGGCCAUGUGGAGGUGGCUAGGCUAUUGCUGGACAGUGGAGCUCAGGUAAACAUGCCAGCAGACAGCUUUGAAUCCCCUCUAACACUUGCAGCCUGUGGUGGUCAUCUGGAAUUGGCAAGUCUUCUCAUUGAGAGAGGUGCUAACAUUGAGGAAGUGAAUGAUGAGGGCUACACACCACUAAUGGAGGCAGCAAGAGAAGGUCAUGAGGAUAUGGUGGCUUUGCUUCUUUCUCAAGGUGCUGAUAUUAAUGCCCAGACUGAGGAGACUCAGGAAACUGCGCUCACAUUGGCCUGUUGUGGUGGCUUCCUUGAGGUUGCUGAUUUCCUGUUGCGCUCUGGUGCUCUGAUUGAGUUGGGUUGUAGUACGCCACUAAUGGAAGCUGCACAAGAAGGCCAUUUAGAGCUGGUCUCUUUCUUGCUUCAAUCAGGUGCUAAUGUUGAGGCUCAGACUGGUACGGGAGAUACUGCACUCACCUAUGCCUGUGAGAAUGGUCAUACUGAUGUGGCAGAAGCCCUGUUAGAGUGUGGUGCUAAACUGGAACAUGAAUCAGAAGGUGGAAGAACACCAUUAAUGAAAGCUGCAAGAGCUGGCCAUUUAUGUACAGUUCAGUUUCUCAUUAGUAAAGGUGCUGAUGUGAACAGAGCUACUACCUCCAAUGAUCACACUGUCUUGUCCCUGGCCUGUGCUGGGGGUCACUUGAAUGUAGUGGAGUUGCUUCUACAACAUAAUGCUGACAUUAACCACAAGCUUAAGGAUGGCUCAACAAUGGUGAUAGAAGCUGCUAAAGGUGGACACACUGCAGUGGUUAAACUGUUAUUAGAGUGGCCCAAUAGAUUUCUCUUGAAUUCAGCUGCUGAACAAUUGGCACAGCUAAGUGUUGCUGAACCAACCUUGGAUGAGCCUCGUGUUCCUGUUCAGGGUUUGGCUAACAUAGUCCCACCCAGUGAACCAGACUCACAAGUUCCAUCCUCGGUUCCUAGCUUGAGUUCUGUCAUUCAAGCUAAAAAUUCUGAACUAAUUCGUCAAAAUCUGUCCAAAAGUUUACCUAAAAGAACCAAUGGGGGACAAACUGAGGGAAAAGGUGGUAAUAAGUUGUGUAGUCCAGUUCCAGAUUACUCACAAUUUUUUAAUAAUUCUGGUUUAAUGGAAGACAAGAUAAUUGAUAAGGAUGACAAGAUGAACACAAACCAGGCCACAAAAGAGGAACAGAUUCUUUGGAAACAACAGAACAUGAGAUUUGACCAAGAAGCACACAAUCAAGAUGUGAACCUAAAAUUAAAACAAGUUUCUGCAUCUCCUCUGUCACCAUUAUCUAGCCCAGUGAAGCAGAGUGAAGAAAUAGCUAAACUUUUUGAACUACCUAGUCAGACAUUAGGGAUUACAGAGUCCCUUAAUCUAGAUGACUUUGCCAAACUUUUAGCAUAUACUGAUAUAUCACCAACUCCAACUGCCUGCCAUGAACCAUUCUUACCGGCUCAUUUGCAGCAGCAGCAGCACCACCAUCAAGGCCACUCAGCCCCACCACCAUUAGCCUGUGUUAGUUCUCCAGGAGCUGUGUCUAGUGGGGGAAAGACCAAAAGAAAUGGUUCCACUGUAAAAAGUUCACCACCCCCACCUCCUCCACCACCUGCAUCAACUGAUCCAUUUUUUUCACAGGUCCUAUUGACCCAAGCUCAGCCAAUUGUAUUUCAGUCAGAACAUAAUGGAGCGGCACAGAAUGUGGAUAUGUCCCAGUUGGUAGCCUCCACGUCACAUCUGAAUGAACCAGUCCAGCCACAUCAACUGGCUCACUUGUCUCAGCACUUCAUUUAUCCGAAAGAGCAACACUUUGUUCAGCAAAUGCAACAUUUACAUCAGAUAUCCCAGCAGUCUACUCCACAAGUGUUGCCCAGUGAUCUCAGUGUUCAGAAUAUCACCACUUCUCCAGCUCACCUCUCCCAACAGCAACAUCAAAUGUUACAACAGCAGCAGCAACAUGCUCAGUAUUUACAGCAACAGUUACAACAGAUUAAACCUGCAGUUCCUUCUGCGAAUCAAACCGUUGUUACUAAGCCACAGAUACGCAAACAGAGAGUAAUCCCAAGUACAGCUCCAUCUAUGAGUCAGCCCAUUGAUGGAUCAUCUCACCAUGUUCCUAGUACUGCUAGCUUGUUUUCUUCUGUUGAUGUCGAUUCCCAAACAGAGAGCAACCACGACACCGCCUUGACUCUAGCUUGUGCUGGGGGACAUGGGGAACUAGUGACUCUUCUGUUGGCUAAAGGAGCAGAUAUUGAACACCGUGAUAAAAAAGGUUUCACACCACUGAUACUGGCUGCAACUGCUGGUCAUGUUGAAGUUGUGGAAAUCCUUUUGGACCAUAGUGCAGACAUUGAAGCUCAGUCUGAAAGAACGAAGGAUACCCCUCUCUCUUUAGCCUGUUCUGGUGGUAGAUAUGAGGUUGUGGAACUGCUGCUUAACAGAGGUGCUAAUAAAGAACAUAGAAAUGUCUCUGACUAUACACCUCUUAGCUUAGCUGCAUCUGGAGGCUAUGUCAACAUCAUUAAGUUGUUACUAUCUCAUAAUGCGGAAAUCAACUCAAGGACUGGUAGUAAGCUGGGUAUUUCCCCUCUGAUGUUGGCUGCCAUGAACGGACACACGGCAGCAGUCAAACUAUUACUAGAUAUGGGAAGUGAUAUCAAUGCUCAGAUUGAGACCAACAGAAAUACUGCCCUAACUUUGGCCUGUUUUCAAGGACGCCAUGAAGUGGUUAGCUUACUGGUUGACCGCAAGGCUAACAUUGAGCAUAGAGCCAAGACUGGCCUUACACCAUUGAUGGAAGCUGCCUCAGGUGGCUAUGUUGAAGUUGGUCGAGUUCUCCUAGAUAAAGGAGCAGAUGUAAAUGCUCCACCAGUACCAUCUUCACGAGACACAGCACUUACAAUAGCUGCAGACAAGGGACAUUAUCGUUUUGUAGAACUACUAUUACACAGGGGUGCUUCCGUUGAUGUCAAGAACAAAAAAGGCAACUCCCCACUUUGGCUGGCUUGUAAUGGUGGUCAUAGUGAUGUGGUGUCUUUACUGGUGCAAGCAGAGGCUGACAUUGACAGUCAGGACAACAGGAAAGUGUCUUGUCUAAUGGCUGCAUUUAGAAGAGGUCACAUCAAGGUGGUCAAGUGGAUGGUAAAGAAAGUAACACAAUUCCCUUCUGAAAAUGAAAUCAAGAGAUAUAUUGCCACUAUAACAGAUAAGGAACUUCAAAAGAAAUGUAAUCAGUGUGCAGAAAUCAUAGUGACUGCCAAGGAGAGACAAGCUGCUGAGGCUAAUAAGAAUGCUGCGAGUUUGUUGGAAGAAAUCAAGCAAGAGAAAGAACAAGCAGCGCUGAAAGCAGAAUUAGCCAGUAAACGAAGAGAGAGAAGAAGAGAAAGGAAAAAGAAAGGGAAACAAAAAGAUGACAAGGGAGAGAAAGACAGUGGCAAAAAUUCUUCUCCAGAACCAGAUGGAGAUGCUAGUAGCAAUAAAAAAGAUGAUGAGGAGGAGGAGGAAGAAGAAGAGGAGGACAGUCAUUCUGAACCUACUGUGAUGUCAGUUGUUACUACUGGAAGAAAAGAAAUUCCCAACAAAAAUACUAAAACAAAGUUGGCCAAUACAACAAUCAAAAGUCAACAGUCUUUUGAUAGCUUGCAGCCACUAAGGCUACCUCCCAAUGUAACAUCUGAAGCUUCAUCUGCGACACAGCAGAAUAGUUCGGGGGCUAAUGGGCCAUCCACGGCUGCUGCAGCAAGGGCCAACAGGGAAGCACGCAAAAAACAAAUGAAAGCUGCACGAGAAAAUCGCAGGGAAGCAAGUGAUCAUGAUGCUGGUCUAAGGAGUGUGAAAGCUGAACUGAACAAGAAACAAGUCAGUCAAGCUCUUCAAGUAACAAUAGCCAAAAUCACCACCUUUAUUGAGUCUGUGGUGACAGCAAGUGCUAUCGCCUCUCAGGCCUCGUCCUCUAGUCUGACAGUGACUUGUAGUAGUGGUCAAGGACUAGUGGUAUCUAGUUCCACCAAAUCUGUUAGCAAUGCAUCUGUGAACUGUAGCACUUCCUCCCUUCCAAUCACCUCUGGUUCAAGCAGUAAUAACAAAGAUGUGUCAAGUAGUAGCAAUGUGAAUGGCAACAAAUCACGGACAAAGAAAUCCUCAAAUGACAUCAUCAAACAAAGCAGCACCACAGGUAUUGGUGACUUGGAUGACUUUGGUGUUAUACCCACAAAUGUUCUCAAGACGUUUGAAAAGAAUGGGAAGAAUAUCAACAUAAAGAAAUUAAACGAGAGUAAAAAGGACUGGAUAGAAGAAUACCGCUAUUAUGAGAAGAACCUGCCUAAUGUGGUAAAUCGAUUGUCUUCUGCACCCAACACAAGAAAAGGCCAAAAGAAAGAAGAAGGGUGGAAAGAGGUGGUACGCAAAAACAUGUCCAAGAAACUCUCAGUGCCUGCCAAUGUGAUAUCUCGUUUAAUUGGAAAAGGUGGUUGUAAUAUAAAUGCAAUUCGUGAUAUCUCUGGAGCCCAUGUAGAGGUUGAGAAGUCUAAAGGCAACUCAGACAGAACUGUUACUAUCAAGGGCUAUCCAGAAGCUAUUCGCCAAGCUAACAAUUUAAUCAAUGCUAUGGUGGAAGAGCCUGAGAAAGACAUCUCUGAGUUGAUAACAAGGUUAAAUAAAGCUCAGAAAGCUGCAACUGAAAAGCCCCAAACACAGAAAACACCAGUGACUAUAGCAGACUUUGCCAUUGGCACCUUUACCAUACCUACUACAACCACCAGUGGUAGCACUAGCACAACCAGCAAGUCACCAUCACAGUCUAAAUCUAACAGGCAAGGAGGUAAUCAUUCUGGCUCCAGUCGGUCAUCCAACUCCACUGCCAACAGCAUGGGGCCAACUAUUGGAGCUUGGCAGAACCCUGUACCAGGUCAAGUGAUUCCUUCAUCCCCACGACGAAGUCCUCAGAAACAAGUUACUUCCAAUACAUCUACAUCUAGUGGGAGGGGAACAUCAGCACCUAGUGGAGAAAAGGGCUCUGCUCGGCAGCUUAUGUUCGGUGAAAGGAAAAGGUCAACCUCACCUGUUUCAACUGCAUCAUCUAGCUCUGCCUCUUUAAGUUUUACAACAGCAGCAACUAGCUCCCUUAGGAGUGUGGUCACUAGUAGUACCAUCAUGUCCAGUCAGGUUCAGGCUAAAGCACAAGAUCAACGGAUGCAAGCUCAGAUUAAAUCUGCAGUAGGCAGUCCAACUGUUCAAUCCAAUAGAUUUACUCGUCCUGUGGUUCCACAGGCACGAAGUGAGCCUUUACCGCUGCCCAUUGUGUCUGGCAGUAACACUAGCCAUGUGGAACGUAACCAACAGUCAAACAGUAACCAGCCUCCUGUUGGAGAGUACUCCCCAUUUAACAAUUCCUUAUUUUCCAAUUUUCUGAGUAAGAAAGAAGAGCAAGUAGAUAAAAUGGAUUUUGCCAGUGUGGCUGCGGCAGGUGUUGUGACCACUAGUCCUAGUCCUCAGACAACCUCAAUACCCACUUCAGUUAUCACAAACAGUAUUGUGGACCCAGCACUGCAGGCCAAGGCACCAGGCUUUAAAAUACCCCAGAGAGGAAACUCACCACCAUACAGGCCAGAUCUUCAAGAUGCAAGUGUUGCUAGUUAUCGUUUGUCCAAUGUCAACCCGUACGUUUCCAACAUGCGGCAUGGCGCUCCAGUCUUCUCUCCGUACACGGAUUUCUUACAAGUUAACCAACAACAAAUGUAUAGGGGAGGAGAUCCAACUAUGAUGCAACCUUUUUUAAUGGGCAGUGGAGGAAUGCCUCUGCAUCAUGGGAUGUAUGCUCAUUUGCCCCACAGCCAACAACAGCAGAAAGAAGAAUAUAGCAAGCCACACAGACCUAUGACCUUACCAGAAAUCAAGGGAGCUCUCAAUCCCAAUGCUCCAGAAUUCCAACUUCCGAGUACAGGUCCUCAUUUAACCAAUGGUUUUGACAGAUCUGCCAAUAUGUUUGGUGGGAUGAUGGGAAUGGCUAUGGUCGAUGCAAGACCAGCUACUGAUGUGUCCAGUCCAAAUGCAAGUCCUAAUCCUGGAGUUGGAUUACCAAAUCUAGCUGGUCCUGCCGUACCAACCGUGAUGACCUCUGAUAUGAUGCACUAUCUUUUACUUCAAGCAAGUAUGGCUAAUGUGAACGCUGGAGGCAGUCCGCCACAACUUAGUGGCCAGCGUCUAGCGUCCACCAACAGCGCCAAUACCCUCUCCCAUAGCUCACCUCCUCAAGGCUUGUCACCGGGUGGUCCAAGUUUUAUGGGUCAAUCUCAGCAACAGAGAGCACAGUCUCCAUUGCAGAACUUAGCUGGUCGUCCAAACAGUGCACCAUCUGUUCAGCAAGAAGCUGGGCUUCUGAGUGGUCCAAGAAGUGGUUCGCCAAUGUCAGUACGAAGUGCUUCAGGGGAACAAAUUAAGCUUCUUCAGCCUAUUGGAGGUGAACGAAAGAAAGGCCCAGGACGGCCGGGUCCAAAUGUUUAUAAUGCUAAUCUCUGGAGCUAUACUAAUUCAGGUACUCCUCUAAGCUAUCAGAGACUGUCUGAACCUGAAGAAGACUAUAGUAGCAUGUCAAGUAGUCAAGUACCAUAUAAUGACUCUGGUGUACUGCCUGGUAGUGAUGGCGACCAUGGUUCACAAGUUCCAAGAAUGAUGGUGCAAGGGAUGUACAGCAAUGGGCCUUACCAUGUGGGUCCAAUGUUUCCUCCCAAGGGUGCUGCAGGGGACUCUCAAAGUCAUCUGUGGAAUACUGCAAUGACAUCAGCUCCAUCUGACCGAAAUGAUUUGGAGAAUUGGCAAACUUGGACUGAAUGAACUAGCAGUCGAACUUCUUGGGUCUGCACUUUUAGUUUUCUCUUUAUUCAAACAAAAAAAAAAGACAUUCACCUGCCAGACUUAGUUUUUUUUUUUGUUUUUUUUUUAUUUCCUUUUUUUCAUCCAGAGAAUUAUUUCCCUUUGAAUGUCCAAGUGUAUGAGUAUAGUCCACUUGCUACAGCAGCUCAGUGUGAGACAUGAACAAAGAGUUGAGCUGUGACAUUGAUCUUUCUUUGACUCAGCCAGAGUUUGAAACUAUAACAAAAACAUUUGGUCUUCUUCAUCUUAUUGGUUGUUGCCAAGGCUUGAAGGGGGAGAGACAAGGUCUUAAUGACAUUUUGAAAACAUUCAAAAAAAAAAUAAAAUAAAUAAAUAAACAAGUAAAGCAAAAA